CACUGCCAGCCAGCCAAUCGCUUAUGUGCAAGUACAGGAGAACGGCUGCCUUCCUUCGACCGGUCUACAGGUACAAGAAUUACCGAGUAGUGCGGUGCUGCAUUAUCUCCAACGCAGCCUGAUUUCAACGACGCCUUGGCCCUUGCGUCCCAACAGCAAUAUAAAUAUAACCUCUACGGGCCAUGCAGUGUGGCAUUGAGGGCACGCCACUCGGUCUGGAUGGAUUACUGCUACCGGCCAGUGUGGCAAGCGAGAGUUAUUACAAUAGUUCACUACUGGACCCUCCACACUCACCUACGCCACAAGGGAAAUCGUUUAUAAAGCCAUCGAAUUCAUGGAAACCACCAUAUCCCAAUUCUUCCCCAAUGUCUUCCUCAAUACUUGCUGCUUACUUACAGAGACGCGAGGAGCUUAUCGCAUCGGAUCGCGCGUUGCGAAUUGACCAUUCUCGUACGAAAUACACCCCGACUGAGCUAAAGGCAGAUGGAGUCGUGCGCUCCAUCCGUGCUAAAGAAGCUGUCGAUGUUUGGGGAGGUAAACACGAAGGUGUCCCUCACCCAUACCCAGGGAUGGAGUUCCUGAAUGCCAAGGAUAUUAUUUUAAAGACAGAACUCUUCAAAAUAGUGUCAAAAAUGCCAAAGGGCGGGCUAUUGCAUGUGCAUCAGAACGCCUCGGUAGAGGCCAGAGUGUUGCUUGAUCUGGCACUGGGUCAUCCCGCGAUACAUAUUCGCACUUCCAAGUCGGGCCCGUUGAAUGCGUCCUCUCUCGAAACUGUGUUGCCCGAUAUCCGGCCGAUUCCUGUGGAACUGUAUCCUUCCGCUGACGCAAUUGGCAUCACUGAUGCUUCAUACACUAAUGGCUGGGUUCCGAUCAAGAGGGCACGAGAGCUGUUCGAUCCUGCACUAGGCGGCCCCACUGGGUUUGAUAAGUGGGUACUUAGUGCCUUUAUGAUCAACCCCAGUGAUGCGUUUGAGACGUACAAUACGCCGACGAAAAUCUGGAUGAAGUUUGCGAGUACCUUUCAUGUGACCGAUCCCAUCAUCCGAUUCGUGCCGAUUCAAAAGGAAUAUUUGCGGAUGAGCAUUCGCUCUUCGAUCGACGAUGGCAUCUCGUACAUGGAGUUACGAACUAAUUUUUACACGAAUUACAUACUUGCAGAGGACGCGAAGACCAAGCUUGAUUUACGUGAACUACUCUUGAUAUUCCGAGAGGUCUCGGACGAAAUAAAAGCGGAAAUGAAGGCGAAAGGUCGGGAAGAUGAGUUCGCCGGAUUGAAGAUUAUCUAUAAUACCCUGAGAAUGGUUUCACCCGAUCAAUUGGCAGUAGCACUGGAUCAGUGCAGCCAACUCAAGCAGGAAUUCCCAGACCUUAUUGCUGGAUUUGAUCUCGUGGGCCACGAAGAUGGGGCGGAGUGCAAACCGCUGAUUGAUUACGCAGAGCAGCUUCUGAAUUUCGCCGAGCAGCAUCCAGAUAUCCCAUUUAUCUUUCAUGCUGGUGAAACUCUAGGCGAUGGCAAUGCAGCGGACAUGAACCUGUAUGAUGCUAUUCUGCUUGGAACAAGGCGUAUCGGACACGGUUUCUCGCUAGCUAAGCAUCCUAAAUUAAUGGAAAUCUGUCGAGAGAAGAAAAUAGCAAUUGAAGUCUGCCCUAUAUCAAAUGAAGUGCUGCGUCUUACCUCAUCGAUGCUUAUGCACCCCCUCCCAAUAAUCAUGAACCAAGGCAUUCCGGUGGUAUUGUCCUCUGACGAUCCUGCGAUGUUCAAUAGUAUGGGGUUGUCCUUUGAUUUCUUCCAGGUACUAGUAGCAAGUGAACUUACGGGACUCCUUGCUCUUGGCGAAAUGGCCCGUGACAGCAUUACUUAUUCCAUGCUUGAUGAAGAGAGUAAGAAGGCAGCUAUGGAUGCAUGGCAAAGACGGUGGACCAAAUUUAUAGAAGAGGUCGCGAAGAUAGAGGUCGCGAAGAUGUUUCCAUGAAACUUUGGCUCUCGGAUUCAAAGAAAUACCCAAACAUAGAUCAGAGGAUGUAGUAUAUAUACGUGAACUUGUCAAAAACUGUGCAAAUCCUGUCUGAUGAUGAUAACUUAGGGGCUGCAUUUCCAACCUCAACCUAGCAAUCAGUGCAGAUACUACUUAUCAUCGUGCCCUC
Suillus clintonianus is the source of this 2145-nucleotide messenger RNA. Its product is annotated as Metallo-dependent hydrolase. NCBI's taxonomy places the organism in Eukaryota, Fungi, Basidiomycota, Agaricomycetes, Boletales, Suillaceae. Gene Ontology annotation, molecular function: adenosine deaminase activity. The record is from RefSeq and is a predicted model, not a curated record. The transcript has 15 exons. Bases 183 to 1973 code for a protein of 596 amino acids. Gene Ontology annotation, biological process: inosine biosynthetic process; adenosine catabolic process.